CUCGGGCCCUGGCGCAUCCCGGAGCAGCGCAGCUUCUCCGCCUUCCGGUGAGAGGGCUGCAGAACCUCCUCCCCUCCUGGGCACCCCUACCUUCGUGGCCCACCUCCCCCCCACCCCCGCCCCUCCCUCACCGGGGGAGCGCGGUGACGGUUGCCGGGAAGCACGCGCCGCCCCUCCCUCCCCUCCAUGCGUCCUCCCCUCACGCGCCACCCGUUUUUCCUCCUUCUCCGUUAAUAACAGCUGGGUGGCUGGGGGAGGAGGGAAGGUGGCCUCGGCUGAGUCUGGGCGGGCGCCUCCCACUCACCCGCGAGCCGCCGUGGGAGCAGGAGAAUGGCGGCGGUAGCGGCGGCCGCCCGGGAGGAGGCGGUGCCGAGGCUCCCGGCGCAGAGCGCGGCGGCGGCAGAGAGCGGCAGCGGCCCGUCGCGGCGCACCAGAACCGAAAGCAGCGGCAGCCGCGCAGCCACCUGAGCCGCCCCUCCCGCCGGAGCCAGCGAGCGGCGCCCACGGGAGCCGAUACCUCCUUCCUCUCCGCCUCUCCUCGUCUCCCGCGCCCCCUGUCAGGCAGCAGGUCUCGCCCGCCAACCCCGAGAAGAGCGCGCCGGGCGCAGACCGCCCCUCGGGGCGCCGGGCUGCGGCCCUGGACGUGCGGGCUUCUGUCUGCGCCGGCCUCGGCGCCUCGACCCUGCCCUCUCGCUCACGCGCUCGCUCCCCCCCUCCCGGCGCUCCGGGCGCUACGCGCGGACCCGGCCCGGGACAGGGCGGACAUGGGCGCCAAGCAGAGCGGCCCGGCCACUGCUAACGGCCGCACCCGCGCGUACUCGGGCUCGGAUUUACCUUCCAGCAGCAGCGGAGGGGCCAACGGGACCGCGGGCGGCGGGGCGCGAGCCGCGGCCGCCGGGAGGUUUCCGGCUCAGGUGCCCGGCGCGCACCAGCCCAGCGCCUCCGGUGGCGCCGCGGCGGCCUCGGCGGCCCCGCGCAGCCGCUCCCUCGGCGGGGCCGUGGGGACCGUGGCGUCGGGGGCCCGCGCGGCGCAGUCCACCUUCAGCAUCCCCAACAGCAGCAGCGGCCCGUACGGCUCCCAGGACUCGGUUCACAGCAGUCCCGAGGACGGCGGCGGCGGCAGGGACCGGCCGGCGGGCGGGGGUCCCGGCGGGCCACGCCUGGUGAUCGGCUCCUUACCAGCUCACCUCUCGCCGCACAUGUUUGGAGGAUUUAAGUGUCCUGUAUGCUCAAAAUUUGUACCCUCAGAUGAAAUGGAUUUGCAUCUUGUGAUGUGUUUGACAAAGCCAAGAAUAACCUAUAAUGAGGAUGUGCUGAGUAAAGAUGCUGGGGAAUGUGCAAUAUGCCUUGAAGAAUUGCAGCAGGGAGAUACUAUAGCACGACUGCCUUGUCUAUGCAUAUAUCAUAAAGGCUGCAUAGAUGAAUGGUUUGAAGUAAAUAGGUCUUGCCCUGAGCACCCUUCAGAUUAAGCAUCAGCUUCCUGUUUUAUAGGUUUCCUUGUCUUUUCAAGAUGCUUGAAAAACUGAGAGGAUACGAAGAUUUAUCUCUGGAAAAGCAAAAACAAAAAUGCAGGCACACUCAGCCAGAAAUCUAAGUUCUGUGAGACUCAGUAAUGCAGAGAUGGACAAUCAUACAGGAAAAAAAAUCCUGCUGAGGAGAGGACAAUUGUCACAGAACUCAGUGUACCAAACAUGCAUAUAAAGGACACACAGGGAUUUUGAAAAUGCUGCACAUCCCUUAAUAGUCAUCUACAUAGGUAAUACUGAUGAACAUUUUAUAUUCAGACACCAAAGUUAACUGAUUUAAAAGUUGAUUUACUUUUUAUUAAGUUCUCUAGAGCUGCGCAACUAGUUGUUUUUAAUUUGUUUUGGUUUUUAGUUUGGGGUCCCUUUAUUUUCCCCAACAUGAUGUUCCUGCAUUCAUCUAUUCUUAAAUUGAAGACCACGUAAUUUACUUCUUAAAAAUUAAAGUCUUGAAUGUGAAACCAAGAAAUGUAAUCAAGCAGUAAAACAUUCUCUGAAUGUAGACCAUGAUCUCAAGUUCUUUGAUUUUCUUUUUUUUCCCCCAAGAGUGGAAAAUAGACUUCUACAUAGGAAAGCUAAAGUAUGUUAAUACUUUAAAUUAAAGGUUUAACAUUAUCAGAACGCAGUCCAAAGAGUAAAAAAAUCAAGUUACAUAAUUACAUUUUAAUUAAUUAAAUUUGGAUUGUCUACAGAAUUGCAGUUUAUUAAAUAUGUUGUUUACUUUUUAAAUAAAACUGCUCAACAGUUAAUCAGCAAUGAAUCAUCUUGCAGCUAUGCAACUUUAAAAAAAUACUAAUUACCAAUUUUAAGUGCUUCCAGCUACAGUAACUUUGUUUUGAUGGGUAUUUUUGUUUGUUCUUUUCAUGUAAUUAUUUUAUUGUGCUUUGCAUCUCCAGGCAGUUUUCCUACAUUUGGGUAAAAUGUUUAGCAGGUUGUAAACUUAAUAACUUAUGAAAAGGGUAAAAUAAAAUUUUCUUGAGUGGAACUUGGAAUAAUUUGAGGGACAUUUUUAUAUACUUUUAAAAAUCAGAAUUUAAUUGGGAUGCCAGAUUUAUAGCAAUUUGCAUCUUUAAUUUUCCAGAUAAUCUGGGGUUUAGCAUUUGAUAAAUGAUUUUUUAAAGCAAACAUGAAGAUUUUGUUAAUUUAUAAUUUAUUAAUGUGUUAUUACUAUAAUUGAAAAUGUUAGAGACUUUUAAAUUCAGUCUUGUUUAGAAAGAAAUGUAUUAAGCAAAAUUAUGUGAAUAAAUAUUCCCACAAAAUACAUCUGAAUGGUUAAAAAAUACUGGAAGAGAGCUAUCAGGGCUGCAACAGUGAAUGUCUUUUUUUUUUUUUUAAUAUCAAAAAUACCAAUAAAUAGAUUUCAUGUUUUCAACAUAGGGAAAA
This is a messenger RNA of Eubalaena glacialis (North Atlantic right whale), 2906 nucleotides long. It is a transcript of the gene ZNRF2, whose product is annotated as zinc and ring finger 2. The coding region runs from base 765 to 1469 and encodes 234 amino acids. The record is from RefSeq and is a predicted model, not a curated record. The transcript has 5 exons. NCBI's taxonomy places the organism in Eukaryota, Metazoa, Chordata, Mammalia, Artiodactyla, Balaenidae.